This is a messenger RNA of Klebsormidium nitens, 1939 nucleotides long. Lineage: Eukaryota; Viridiplantae; Streptophyta; Klebsormidiophyceae; Klebsormidiales; Klebsormidiaceae. The record is from the annotation of a GenBank genome assembly.
ACGACGUGCUAGAGAAGGCGGCAGACGUGCUGGGGUUACUUGCAAAAGAUGACGCUGAAGUGCGGAGGGCUGUUGCGGUGGAUGCUGGAGCGCUUCAUGUGUUGGUGAGCCAUAUGACCAGCAAAAGCGGCUUCGUGCAGCAGCGGGUUGUCACGCUGAUGGCGGCACUGACACGGGAUGCAACAUCCCGGCAGGCGGUGGCGAGGGCGCCAGGGUUCUUGCAGGGGCUGACGACGAUUUUGAAGCACAGGGGUGCACCUCGCUGGCUCGUGUUGGAGGCGCUGCGGGUUGUGGGGGCCGAAGAAGCCGUCGGCAAGGAGCUUCUCAAGGUGGCCGCCGAAGUCUUCUCCCAAUUGGCUGGACACGCCGGAAUCCGGAAGGCAAUCGCGGAGGAACCGGGGGCCAUAGAGCAGCUGGUGGUCGUUUUGGGCAUCGGGGGUUCAGAUGGGGCGCAGAGAUCGGCGGCGUUGGUGUUGCACAGGUUGGCGUGGGAUCUCGAGUGCCGGCCCCUUAUCGGCGCCGCACCCGGGUGUCUGCAAAAGCUCUUCCGCCUCUUCAAGGGUCCCGGGGAAUACGUGCAGAGUGCAGCCGGCGAGGCGCUGUGGUGUACUGCGUGUUUCACGGGGAACCAAGGCGCUUUCUGGGAACGGUCUGGGGUUCUGCAGGAGUUGAUAGGCCUCCUAGGCGAGAAGUGCACCGGAGUCCAGCGCGCCCUUUCGGCCAGAAUCCUGCACAACCUGUGCUUUGAUGCUGAGGAGGGCCAAUGUAACGAGGAGAAGACGCGUGCCAUUGCGGCUGCGCCGGGAUGCUUGGAGCAGCUGUCCGGCCUGCUGAAAUCCGGCAAGAGUUUCGUCGCGGAGUGGGGCCUGAAGGCGCUUCGUGCAUUGUCUGAAGAUCGUCAGAUGCGGACGGUCAUCUUUGGAGAGCCGGGCCUUGUGCAAACGCUUGUUGGCUUCCUCGACCCGGACGCGUUCGACGCUGGACAUCGCCGCAAACAUGCUGCAAAGGGUUCUGAAGGCGGAUGCGAAGAACCGGGAGACCUUUCUUUCCAUUCCGGGGAGCCUCGAAAGGCUGAAGAUCCGGCGGUUCGGAGAAAGAUCGCGGGGAUCCCCGGGGCGCUGCAGAGCUUGGUGGAGCUCCUGAAACAGCACUGGAUGCGGGAAGUGGCUCUGGAGGCCCUGAUCAUUUUUGCGGAGGACAAGGAGAUUCGGCGGGGGAUCGCUGCGGUGCCGGAGUGCCUGGAGACGCUGCGGACGCUGGCGAGUCUGCCGGACGCGGAGAUCCAGGAGGGAGAGGACUCCGGGCUGAGAGAAUUAGCGGCGGGGAGUUUGAACACGGAAACUGAAGGGAACGGGCCCUCAGCCGGGGAGGCAGAAGGGGCGGGAAGCGGGGAUGGAGCCGGGAGUUGGGAGGGGGACAAAGGUGGGGAAGCGGGAAUGAGCGAGGGAGCCGAGAAUGGGGUGCGGGGCGAAAGCAAGGAGCGGGGACAAAGUGGGGAGGCGGGACUGAAUGGGAAGGGGGCUGCGAGCGAAGAGGUGCAAGCGAGCGAGGAAGCGGUGCAAGGGGAAGGGAGCAGGAUGUGAGGAGUGCGGAGGUGCGAUCGUCAUGAUGCCGUGCGCGGCACUCCCUGCCGCCGGUCUUGUUGCUUGCGACGUCAGCAGUGACGUCAGCAGGUCGGGCGGUCACUAAAAUCCCUGAGCGACGGGUCUGGGUCUUGCUAGCUAGGAGAAGGAGGGCCAAGGUCGAGAGACUCGUUCAGCUGCAGGAGCUUAAGCAGCGGCCUCCAGGAGUGCGGGUAAAACGGAUCUUAGCGAAGGGCGGCUUUGGAAGGAGUAUACCCAAUCAGGUAGAUUGAAAGCAUCAGAGGAUCCGAGGCGAAGUCCAGUAUUCGACACACAAAUUUUUCCUUUUGAAGUCAAAUGUCCAAGGCUAGCUAUAC